GUGAUUAGUGCGCAUGGUGCGCCGUGUAGGUGCAGGUUGUGUGUUUUACUACCAUUAUAAUACACGAGAGGGUUUUCUAUUUGUUGGCGGGUUGUGCUGGCUCCGGAUUAUUCGUUUGAUUACUUUUUUUUUGAUGAUUUAUGAACAAGAUCAGUGAAAACGGUGCAAAAUGACUACCUUGGAGCUAUAUACAAAGGGUGCCAAGGUAUGGAUACCUCACCCUGAAAAAGUAUGGGAAGGCGCUGAACUUGAAGAAGACUACAAAACGAACAAAAAGUCACUUGAAGUAGUAACAGAAAACAACGAAAAGAAAACCCUUACGAUCAAAUCAGAAUCGGAUUUACCCUGUCUGAGGAACCCUUCAAUUUUAGUCGGGGAAAAUGACCUUACAUCCCUCUCCUACUUACACGAGCCCGCCGUACUUUACAAUUUACAAGUACGGUUCUGCCAAAAUCGAUACAUUUACACCUAUUGUGGGAUUGUUUUGGUGGCAAUUAAUCCCUACGAUGAUCUUCCUAUUUAUGACGUCGACACCAUACAAACGUAUAGAGGUCAAGCGAUGGGUGACCUAGAUCCUCACAUAUUCGCCGUAGCCGAAGAAGCGUACACGAAACUAGAAAGAGAGCAAAGGGACCAAAGCAUAAUCGUAUCAGGAGAAAGCGGAGCCGGUAAAACGGUUUCCGCGAAAUACGCAAUGAGAUACUUCGCGACUGUAGGAGGAAGUGCGACCGAAACCCAAGUCGAAAAAAAAGUCCUAGCUAGUAGUCCUAUCAUGGAAGCCAUCGGAAACGCGAAAACUACAAGAAACGAUAACAGUUCGCGAUUUGGAAAGUUUAUAGAACUCCAGUUUAAUAAGCAAUUUCAUAUUAGCGGAGCGUCGAUGAGAACGUACCUCUUGGAAAAAUCGCGAGUCGUCUUUCAGGCUCCCGAUGAACGGAAUUACCAUAUUUUCUACCAAUUGUGUUCCGCGAGAGACCAAUUUCCACACUUGCAUCUCGCUCACCAAGAUAGUUUUUAUUAUUUAAAUCAAGGAGAAAGUCCAAAUGUGGACGGAGUCGACGAUUUACAAACCUUCGAAGAGACGCUCUAUGCGUUGAAUCUUUUAGGGUUUAAGAAAUCGGAUCUGGACGAUAUGUUUAAAAUUAUAGCCUCCGUCUUGCAUUUGGGAAAUAUCAAGUUUGUUGAAUCGAUCAUUUCCACGGAAAACGAACAAGACCAGGAGGGUUGUAGCAUACUGGGCACUGACUCACAUUUGAAAAUCUUAGCGGAAUUACUCGAGAUCGAUUCAAAAGAAAUGCAGCAGUGGCUCUGUACCCGAAAAAUCGUCUCUAUGAGAGAGGUCUUCCUGAAACCAAUGUCCGUCGAAGACGCGCAAGCUGCCCGUGAUGCUUUAGCAAAACACAUUUAUGCAGAAUUGUUCAACUGGAUCGUGUUAGUUAUAAACAAAGCUUUAGAAUCCGACAUUCCUAGACAUAAAUUUAUCGGAGUCCUCGAUAUCUACGGUUUCGAAACCUUCGAAACCAAUUCCUUUGAACAAUUUUGUAUCAAUUACGCCAACGAAAAACUCCAACAACAAUUCAACCUCCACGUGUUUAAACUGGAGCAGGAGGAAUACAUUAAAGAAGGAAUUGAAUGGAAAAUGAUUGAUUUCUACGACAACCAACCCUGCAUCGACCUCAUCGAAACAAAAUUAGGGAUUUUAGAUUUGCUAGACGAGGAGUGUCGGAUGCCGCGAGGUACUGACAGUUCCUGGACGGAGAAACUGUACUCAAAGUGCGCAAAGUAUUCCCACUUCGGCAAGGCGCGUUUCGGCACUUCUGCCUUCACCAUCAAUCACUUUGCCGAUAAAGUCCAAUACGAAAGCAACGGUUUUCUGGAGAAAAACCGCGACACCGUAAUCGAGGAGCAAAUCUCGGUGGUGAAAAGGAGCAAAAACGAUCUAGUCCGCCGGCUUUUCGGCGACGAUUCUCAAAAAUUGGCCGUUCCGGGAGCCAAACUCAAAGUGAUCUCGGCCAAACCUGCCCCAACCUCGCAAAAAACCCACAAGAAAUCGGUGGGGUCCCAGUUUAGAGACUCGCUUAAUAUGCUAAUGACCACGUUGAACGCCACAACCCCGCAUUACGUCCGGUGUAUUAAGCCAAACGAUUCGAAAAAACCGUUUGAGUAUAACCCGAAACGGGCGGUGCAACAACUGCGAGCUUGUGGCGUGUUGGAGACGAUCAGGAUUUCGGCAGCCGGGUUUCCGAGUCGGUGGACUUACGUUGAUUUCUUCUACCGGUACCGAGUCUUGUGCAAGUUUAAAGAUAUCAAAAGAAACGACAUGCAGCUCACUUGCCAGAAUAUACUGAACCAGUAUAUUAAAAACAAGGAUAUGUUUCAAUUCGGGAAAACUAAGAUUUUUUUCCGGGCCGGACAAGUCGCCUAUUUGGAGAAAUUAAGAGCCGAUAAACUCAAAGCCUGUUGCAUCAUGAUGCAAAAAACAAUCCGGGCGUUCAUUUGGAGGAAAAAGUACCUCCGAAUCAAGCGCUGCACUAUCAAUAUACAACGGUAUGGACGGGGUUAUUUGGCCCGAAAACUGGCCGAAAAUUUGCGGCGCGAGAAAGCCGCAAAGACUUUGCAGAGAUAUGUUCGAGGAUGGGUGAAACGUGUCCAAUAUCAAAGACUGAAGGCCUGUGUGACUGGCAUUCAAAGGUAUGCCAGAGGGUAUUUAGCGAGACGGCGGUACAUGCAAUUACGGUACAACGCCAAAGCUCUGGUAAUACAGCGAUAUGUAAGAGGGUAUUUAGCACGGAGAAGUGCCCUGGCUUACAAGCGGAAAAUCGUCAUAUGCCAAGCUGCGAUUCGCCGCUUUUUGGCUAGAAGAUUAUACAAGAAACUCAGAAUCGAAGCAAGAUCAAUCGAACACGUCAAGAAACUUAACAAAGGCUUGGAGAACAAGAUCAUCAGUUUGCAGCAAAAGAUUGACGAAAUUACGAAACAAAACGCGGAAUUGAUGACUUAUAAGGCCGGAGUUAACGAGCUGAAGAAUAAAUUGACGGCGUUCAAAGCGAAUGAGGCUGAAAUUAAGAACUUGAACGCUCGUCUGAUUGAGAAAGACAAAGUCAUUGAUAAAUUGAAGGAGGAUCUUAAGUUGGAACGGGACGAAAAAAUUGACUUGAUUAACGAACAUGAGAAAUAUCGACAAGAAACGCAAAAGCAGCGUGAUUUAUGGACGCAGGAAACAAACAAAUUGCGUAAAGAGCUAGACAAUAUCAACGAGAUCGUUAAAAUGAACCAGAAGGGAGCCGAAGAAAAUCUCAAAGUGCGACUCGAAGAGGAGAAAAUGUUGAUUUUGAAUGAGCAAGAUAGUGAUAGGGAAGCCUACCAGAAGCUUUUACAAGAGUACCAUUGCUUGGAACAACACUGCGAAGAACUAGAGAAGCAGUUGAACAAUCAGAGCCAAAACCAAAGUUCCCACCGAAGAAAUGUGAGCGAUCUUAGCAGCAUUGACAGUUUUGUUAUCAACAGCGAUAUUGCUGAAGACCACGGUUACGGUUCCGUGAGAUCGACCACAACUUCGUCGUCACAAAGAGAAAAACUUGAGAAUAUCGACUGGAAAUGUGAAGGAAAUGUAGAUAGUCAAACACCAAGUACAAGUAGCAGUGACACCAAACAUGAAUCCGAAAACAAUAAAGUUGACGUCGGUUUGGUCCUUAAACUCCAGCACAAACUUGCCGAAGUUGAGCGUGAAAAACUGCGAAUGCAGAAACGCCUAGACGAGUUGGACAUGUCUCCACGAACCGAAAAGGCUGAAAACGCGGCACGAGAUUCCAUUAAAAUCUCCGAACUUGAACUAGUUAACAGCAACCUAAAGGCGCAACUGAUGGAACUGCAAAACAGCAUUAUUGAAGGAACUGGCAGUUCGAAAAUACACGAACAGAUGCAAAUAUUACACAGCGAACUGGAACGAAAAACUGAGGAAAUAAUCCAACUCAAGAGUGUCUUGGCCGACCAGACUAACAACAUGAAAUCACUCGUGAACUCAAAUGCACGAUUAGGAGCGUACAUUAAUGAAGACGGAGAGUUAGCACUGGCUUACGAAACCCAAAAAACAAUCAAUAAGCAACUCGAAUUGGAAUUACAAGACGAGAAAUCAAAAUACAAAGCUCACGAACGGGAAUACAAGCUAGAGAUUGAAAAAUUAAGGGAAGAUAAUGAACGCCAACAACGACUUUUAUCCGCAAAUCUCACCAACACGCCACAAACACAAAGCGAAGCUUUUAUGCAACACGAAAUUACAAGAUUAACUAUAGAAAAUCUUGACUUACACGACAAAAACGAUACUUUGACCGAGACAGUCCGAAAACUUAAGAAACAAAUCAAGUUAAUGGCCAAGAAACUUAAAGAAGCAGGGCUGGAUAUGGACGAUAAUUUUAACGAAAUUACCGACAACGAACCUAACAAAACGAAUGUAAACAAGCACACUCGGGCCCUGCCGUCGAUCAGAAAGAAAGAAAGAGAUUAUUUAGGCAUGUUCUCGUAUUCUAGUGGGGAGGAAAAUACGAUCAUGCGGCAACUUGUUAUUGAUUUGAAGCCUAGGACUGCGGUCACUUUGCUUCCUGGCUUGCCAGCUUACAUAGUUUUCAUGUGUAUAAGACACACGGAUUACGUCAACGACGAAGAUAAAGUGAAAGCCUUGCUCUCCGCGUUUACAAACUCUGUAAAAAAAGUGAUAAAGAAGCGACACGAAGAUUUCGAAACCAUGGCUUUAUGGCUUUCAAACACCUUGAGAUUAGUGCACAAUAUGAAACAGUACAGCGGUGACCGAGCUUUCCAGGCUAAAAAUACGCCAAAACAAAACGAGCAGUGUUUGCGAAAUUUCGAUUUAUCGGAAUAUCGACAAGUGCUUUCAGAUAUUGCUGUGUGGAUUUACCAGGGACUGAUCCGAAAGUUUGCCGAAAAAAUCCAACCACUUGUCAUACCCGCCAUUCUGGAGCACGAGGAAAUCCCGGGAAUUAGCGGGAAUAAACCUAGUGGCUUCAGAGGGAGGAGCAGCAGUGUAGCGACAAGCCCUGAACCCAGCCAAAAACCAACGACCGCGGUUUUACUGGAAUUAACAAACCACCACAAGAUUUUAAGUUUCUAUGGCGUUGACCCGGAAGUAAUUUCCCAAAUUUUCAAACAAAUAUUUUACUUUUUAUGCGCGACAAGUCUCAAUAAUUUGCUCCUACGGCAAGAGUUGUGCCACUGGUCGAAAGGUUUCCAAAUUCGGCACAACUUAUCCCACUUCGAGAUGUGGACACGAGAAAAAGGCCUUGAUGAGGCUUCAAUCCAGUCAACUUUACAGCCCAUAAUUCAAGCGGCCCAUUUAUUACAAGCGCGUAAAACCGAAGAAGACGUUGCAAGUGUGUGUGAAAUGUGUAGCGCUUUAACGCCACUACAAAUUUGUAAAAUACUGAAUUUGUAUAAACCUGUAGAUGAAUUUGAACAACACGUGCCCCCGUCAUUUAUUAGCAAAGUUAAAGCCAAGUUACAGGAGCGGAAUCCCACUUCGGAACAACAAACGCUGCUCAUGGACGUAAAGUAUCACUUCCCAGUCCGAUUCCCGUUCAAUCCUUCCGUCAUAUGUUUGGAAGACAUUGAAAUUCCAGAAGUUUUAAAAUUGCCUCAGUUGGAAAAACUAUAAAUAAUUCUAGCAAAUAUUUUAACCAAACUCACGUUUGCAGUGUAAAUAAUGUCAACUUAGUCACAAGUAUUUUAACAUUCCUUUUAUCGUGUGAUUAUAGAAUAAUGUGCAUUAUUUAUUUGUUAUGUUUUGUAAAUAUUUCUUUUACAAUUGAGGGUAUUAUUUAUUUGUUAUUUUUUUGUAAAUAUUUCUUACUUUUGUAAUGUCGGUGCCAUUCAGUUUGGAAUUAUGUAAUUGUUGUUUAUGACUACCGUAAUAAGAAAGUCAAUUUAUUUAAAAGAGUUGUAUUAAAUCAAUGUUGUAAAUUGUAAAGCAAUAGUAAAGCGAACCGUAGCAGAAAUACUAAGAAUGUGAUUGGAUUGCAUUAGCAAAUUCUAUUUUUCGUAGAUACAUAUCUUUUUAGUACAAUCCUGUUUUAAGUGCUUUAUGAUGUGCUUGUAAAAAUAUAAAUUAUUUAUAUGAGCAUUGAGCUCCUACAAUUUUAUAUACAAGGUCUCUAGUAACAUAAAGGUCCAUUCUAACAAUUCAAGACAUUGUACAUUUUAUUGCACUUUAGACAAUAACGACUUUCAAUCAUUUAUCCAAGUAUCUCAUCCAUAUAUAAAAUUGUAGCAGAGUUAGACUAGUUACCCAAGAAGAAGUAUUAUAUAAAUUCUCGUUAAUGUUAAAAGAAUUUAGAAAUUGUUAUUGAUUUGUGAUAUUUUAUCGUCAGUUGGAGGAAUAUUGCAUAGUUUAAUUUAAGGACAAAUGUAAAAAUGUAUGAAAUAGACGAUCAGUAAAAA
Tribolium castaneum (red flour beetle) is the source of this 6447-nucleotide messenger RNA. RefSeq names its product dilute class unconventional myosin (gene didum). Bases 170 to 5665 code for a protein of 1831 amino acids. Gene Ontology annotation, biological process: vesicle transport along actin filament; actin filament organization. Gene Ontology annotation, cellular component: myosin complex; vesicle; actin cytoskeleton. Gene Ontology annotation, molecular function: actin filament binding; microfilament motor activity; ATP binding. The record is from RefSeq and is a predicted model, not a curated record. Lineage: Eukaryota; Metazoa; Arthropoda; Insecta; Coleoptera; Tenebrionidae. The transcript is spliced from 13 exons.